Molecule: messenger RNA, 2099 nt
Organism: Coregonus clupeaformis (lake whitefish)
Lineage: Eukaryota; Metazoa; Chordata; Actinopteri; Salmoniformes; Salmonidae
Product: calcium/calmodulin-dependent protein kinase type 1-like
Exons: 12
Coding region: 385-1587 (400 amino acids)
Biological process (GO): peptidyl-serine phosphorylation
Cellular component (GO): intracellular anatomical structure
Molecular function (GO): ATP binding; calmodulin binding; calcium/calmodulin-dependent protein kinase activity
Source: RefSeq, a predicted model, not a curated record
CAAUUUCUAUUGUAUCUAAUGAAAUUGCACCCCCUCAUCAAUAGCCAGCCCAAAUAGCUUAUAAUAACAUCAUCAUGAAGUCUAAUGCGGUAUGUUAGGCCAUUAGCUUUAGGCAAUACAAUCCAUGUCAGGCGAUAGAGUUAAUUUAACCUAGGUCCAGAUAGUCGGCUACCUUUUAUUCAACGCUUUUGCUGAUUUAGGGCUGUUUGAUUUCCUGAGCUCUGAAGCCCAUGCCCUUCUUGGCGUCAGGCUACUCGCCUGAACUGAUCUAGUGCUGCGCACAGAGAGCCAAACCUGAAACCACACAUUGAGAGGGAGAAGGGAUUAUUGAGCUCCGUGCAUUCAGUUCUCCCGUGGCCGAUCGGAUUGACAGAAUAGGUUAGGAUGCCCCUUGGAGAUCUAGAGGACGGGAAUGGAUGGAAAAAGAAGACGUCGGACAUUAAAGAAAACUAUGACUUCAAAGAAGUUCUGGGAACGGGGGCGUUCUCGGAGGUGGUGCUAGCGGAGGAAAAGGGGACCCAGAGGCUGGUAGCCAUCAAGUGUAUCCCAAAGAAGGCUCUGGAGGGCAAGGAGAACAACAUUGAGAAUGAGAUCGCUGUGCUGCACAGAAUCAAGCACACCAACAUUGUUUCUCUGGAGGACAUCUUUGAGAGCACAUCCCACCUGUAUCUGGUCAUGCAGCUGGUGUCUGGAGGGGAGCUGUUUGACCGCAUCGUAGAGAAGGGUUUCUACACAGAGAGAGACGCCAGCCAACUCAUCCACCAGAUCCUGGAUGCUGUCAAAUACCUCCAUGACAUGGGCAUCGUACACAGGGACCUGAAGCCAGAGAAUCUGUUGUAUUACAGUAUGGACGAGGACUCUAAGAUAAUGAUCAGUGACUUUGGCCUGUCUAAGAUCGAGGACACGGGCAGUGUCAUGUCUACAGCCUGUGGGACCCCAGGAUACGUGGCUCCUGAGGUGUUGGCUCAGAAACCGUACAGCAAAGCAGUAGACUGCUGGUCCAUCGGAGUCAUCUCCUAUAUUCUGUUAUGCGGAUACCCUCCGUUUUAUGACGAGAACGAUGCUAAGCUUUUUGAGCAGAUACUGAAGGCAGAGUAUGAGUUUGACUCUCCGUACUGGGAUGACAUCUCCGAUUCAGCUAAAGACUUUAUCUGUCACCUGAUGGAGAAAGACUUCAUGAAGAGAUAUACCGCUGAUCAAGCACUUCAACACCCCUGGAUCUGUGGAGACACAGCUCUUGAUAAGAACAUCCAUGAGUCUGUCAGUGCUCAGAUCAAGAAGAACUUUGCUAAAAGUAAAUGGAAGCAAGCAUUCAAUGCCACAGCAGUGGUGAGACACAUGCGGAGGCUGCAGCUGGGUACCAGCCUAGAGAGCCCCAGCCAGAUCACCCCCACAAGCCCCUGUCAUGCCCACACACUCCUGUUGCGGGAGGAGGAUGAGGACGAGGAGGAGGAGGGACUGGGGGUAGAGGAGGAGAGCUUGUCAUACUGUGAGGAUGGGCAGCGGCGCGGUAGUGCAGAGGGCAGUGCCGACCGGGACAGUCUGACGAGUUGCACCUACUGCUGCAGGCCAGCCAGUCGCAUCUAAGUGGCCACAGACCCUGCCCCUUUGUCGCCAUGGGGAUAUGUAUGUUUCCAUGGAGCCACCCAGUGCCCGCCCUGUCCGCCUAGUUUGGCCAUGAAUGCAGAGUGAUGUUAUGACAGGCUGUGUCCAGGAGAGUAGGAUGGUGAUGAGUCAGCCAGCAGCCAUGUCCAGAGCCACCUUCUAGCUCCAAUGCUUGCCCAGAAUAAACCAUCUACAGUUCCUUUUAGAGGGGAGUUUUGGAUGCAGGGAUUACUUUGUUAAAUUCAGGUGUCCACAAACACUGAUAUUUGUGCAGAGUGUGCGGUAACACUUUACUUGACACCCAGCAUCAUAACACGUUAUGACACGGUCAUAACCAUGUCAUAAUAUGUCAUAACAGCUGACAUAGCUUGUCAUAACCUGUCAUAAUAUGGUCAUAACACUGUAAUGACCAAUAUAUUUAUGUCUGUUGUGACAUAUAUGGCAUUAUUUUAUAGCUGGUUAUGACACCUACAUAAGAGUGUCGAACCCCACAU